This is a messenger RNA of Sorex araneus (European shrew), 1377 nucleotides long. RefSeq names its product solute carrier family 35 member E2A-like. NCBI's taxonomy places the organism in Eukaryota, Metazoa, Chordata, Mammalia, Eulipotyphla, Soricidae. Gene Ontology annotation, molecular function: antiporter activity. Gene Ontology annotation, cellular component: Golgi apparatus. The record is from RefSeq and is a predicted model, not a curated record.
CAUCCUGAGGCAGGCCUGCCUGGAAGGCACCCCAGAGCCUGCUGCGAAGGACUUGUCACCAGCACGUGUCCUGGGAGCUGGGCUCUAGGUGUGCAGACAGGGCUGAGCAGCCUGAGCCCGCCUGUGCUCCAGCACUGGACACUGCAGGGCCCAUGCUGACCGUCCUGGGGGUCACUCGGUAUGGCUGCCUCGACGAAGGACCCCGCGCCGGAGGAGCCCAUGGGGAGAGCACUCCUGUUCUGGGCCUCGUUCUGGGGGCCCCGGAGCGAGAAGCUGGUCCUGAGCAGGGCGGAGGGCACGCCCGAGGAGGCGGUGCUCACCAUCACCAUCACGGAGAGCACUGCCCUGGAAUCAGACCUGGGCACCUGGAGCGCCCGCACGCUCGUCUACCUCAGCCUCUGGUUCUUCUUAAGUUUCUGCACCCUCUUCCUCAAUAAGUACAUCCUGUCCCUGCUGGAGGACGAGCCCAGUGUGUUCGGUGCCGUGCAGAUGCUGUGCACCGCCUGCAUCGGCUGCGUGAAGGUCUUCGUGCCCUGCUGCCUAUCUCAGCACAAAGCCCGCCUCUCCUACCCGCCCAACUUCAUCCUGGCCAUGUUUUUUGUGGGCCUGAUGAGAUUCGCAAUGGUAGUUUUGGGCUUGGUCAGCGUGAAGAAUGUGGCGGUUUCCUUUGCUGAGACCGUGAAGAGCUCGGCCCCCAUUUUCACCGUCAUCACGUCUAGCAUGAUUCUGGGGGAGUACACAGGCUUGCUGGUCAACCUCUCCUUUAUCCCCGUCAUGGGCGGGCUGGCUCUGUGCACUGCCACCGAGAUCAGCUUCAACAUUCUGGGCUUCUCGGCUGCGCUGUCCACCAACAUCAUGGACUGUUUGCAGAAUGUUUUCUCAAAAAAGCUCCUCAGUGGGGACAAGUACCGGUUCUCGGCUGAGGAGCUCCAAUUCUACACCAGUGCCGCUGCUGUGGCCAUGCUCGUCCCUCCCUGGGUCUUCUUCAUGGACUUGCCGGUGAUCGGGAGGAGCGGGAGAAGCAUCAGCUACAGCCAGGACGUGGUGGUGCUGCUGCUGCUGGACAGUGUCCUGUUCCACCUGCAGAGUGUCACGGCCUAUGUGCUCAUGGGCAAGGUCUCACCGGUGACCUUCAGAGUGGCCAGCACUGUGAAGCACGCCCUGUCCAUCUGGCUCAGCAUCCUCAUCUUUGGCAACAAAGUCACCAGCCUGUCAGCCAUAGGCACCGUCCUGGUGACAGUGGGUGUCCUGCUCUACAACCGAGACAAGCAGCACCAGCGGGAGGCUAUGCAGAGCCUUGUCACCACCAGCAGACAUGCCCCGGAGGAGGACAGCAAGCUGUUGGGCCCCAAGGGCCCCAGGCCUGGGUACCAGUGA